This is a messenger RNA of Trichosurus vulpecula (common brushtail), 1736 nucleotides long. It is a transcript of the gene ABI3, whose product is annotated as ABI family member 3. The coding region runs from base 226 to 1293 and encodes 355 amino acids. Gene Ontology annotation, cellular component: lamellipodium. The transcript has 8 exons. NCBI's taxonomy places the organism in Eukaryota, Metazoa, Chordata, Mammalia, Diprotodontia, Phalangeridae. The record is from RefSeq and is a predicted model, not a curated record. Gene Ontology annotation, molecular function: SH3 domain binding. Gene Ontology annotation, biological process: regulation of cell migration.
GUGGAGUCAAGAGAAGGCCAGGGGAGCAAACAUCAGCUUCCUCUUGUCUGGCAAUGAGCCUCCCUCGCCUCCCCUGGCCAGGUUUGCUUCUCUGGCCCCAAAGAGAAAGCCAGCAAGAGGGAGGGCAGGUAGAGCAGCCAAUCAGAGCCCAAGAAAGGCACAAAACCAGUCGGUGGCUCCGGGUGGCCGCCUAGUGAGGGCAAGGUAGCCACAAAGCGGGUAGCCAUGGCUGAACUACAACAGCUCCUGGAGUUUGAGAUCCCCACAGGCCGUGAGGCCCUCCGAAGCAACCACAGCAGCCUCCUCAGAGUUGCUGACUACUGUGAAAGCAACUAUGUUCAGGCCACAGAAAAGAGGAAAGCCCUGGAGGAAACCAUGGCCUUUACCACUCAGGCCUUGGCCAGUGUGGCCUACCAGGUCAGCAACCUGGCUGGCCAUCUGCUGAGGAUGCUGGAUCUCCAGGACAGCGAACUGAGGCAGGUGGAGGCCAGUGUGAGCACACUGGACCAGAUGGUGAACAUGCACAUGGAGAAGGUUGGCCGAAGGGAGAUUGGAACACUGGCCGUGUUCCAGCGGCUGCCAACGAACCAGAAGAUCAUCCCCCCUGAGAACCUGCCUGUGAUGGAGCCCUACUAUAGGAAACCUCUCAAUUUUGCCUGCCUGGACGAUGUUGGGCAUGGGAUCAAGGAUCUGAGCACCCAGCUGUCCAGAACUGGGACGCUCUCCCGAAAGAGCAUCAAGGCUACAGUCGCCCCUCCCUCAGGAACACUGGGUCGGGUCCCCAGAGUCCCUGAACCUGUACACCUCCCAGUCAUUCCUGAUGACAAAGUCUCUGCAGCCUCCUCUCUGACCUCCACUGGCACUGAAAGCAUCUGUGGGUUCCCUGUGGCCAACAUGCCAGUGAUGCCCCAAGCCCCACCACUCCCUGACUCCAUGUCCCCAAGCACUGAAGCACUGGAGAAAUCUCUUCCUGAGGAGCUGUUCACACCCCCACCAGCACCAGAUCUGCCCCCACCCCUAGACCUGCCCCCACCCUUGGAGACUGAUGAACUGAUGCUGCCCCCUCCACCACCCCCUGACUUUGACCUAGAAGAACCAACCUGGGCACCUGCUCAAUACUUGGAGAAAGUGGUGACGCUGUACCCUUACACCUGCCAGAAAGACAACGAGCUCUCUUUUGAUGUGGGCACCACCAUCUGUGUCACCCGCCGCUACUCUGAUGGCUGGUGCGAGGGUGUCACCUCAGAGGGUUCGGGCUUCUUCCCUGGAAACUACGUGGAACCAAGCUGCUAAGAGCCUGUCCUUCAUGCCAGCUGGGAAUUCUGGUACCGAAAAGGGGACAAAGUGAUGCCAUUUUAUCUACCUUUCCCUUGUACCCAGGGCUUACCCUUUUCCCAAUAUUCCCAGUAACUUCAGCCCUUCAGGCAAGCUUUAUACUGUGCCUGGAGACAAAAUUGGGGCAAAUAAAAGGAAAGAGAAACUCAUUAAGUUAGACAAAAACAGAAAUUGGGUAUCAGCUCCAAAAGAUCCCAAGUAAGAUUAACUCUUUGUCUUGCUGGCUGCGGUAGAAUUGUCUGGGGUGGGGGGGUUAGGGAGAUGGAGAGGCAAAAACAAGGGAUGCUGCCAGCAGAAGUUUUUGUUGGUGGGUGAGAAUUAUAGUCUAAAAUUUGGUGAUCAUUUCUCCAAGAAUGGAGAUUAUUUCCGGUCCUACUUUCAAUAAAACACUGUUAAAGCUC